UUCGCAAAUUCUAUAUUUCAUAUUCAAUUUGAACGAACAUAAGAACAGCAACUUUUGUCAUGCAACUAAAUUCGUACUUGAAAGCUAUUUUUAUUUUAAUUUCCAUCUCUCUUUGUUCUUGUUUGAAAUGCUAUACAUGUACUUCGAGAUCUGAAGCAAGUUGCAAAGUGACACAGAAGUUUGAAGAAUGUGGAGCAAAUGAAAAUACUUGCUUAACAGUGCAUCACACUUUCCUAAUUUACUCUGGUAACAAAACUAUGGUUAAAUCACGUUUCUUGAAAUCAUGUGCGGAAACUAGUCGAAAUUGUAAAGUUGAAUAUUGUAAAAGAUUCCAAGAAUGCAAGGCGUAUUGUUGCCAUGAUGAAGGGUGCAACGAAUCUAUCGACCCUGUUGUUACAAAUGCAAAGCAUAAAAGUAUUGGAAACUCAGUGAUUAAAAGUGCAAAACGUACAAGUCUUGGAAAAAAAUUUUUACCUUAUUUUUCGUUGAUUUUAUUUUUAGUAGUUUUUUCAAUAUUUAUAAAUAAUAUUAUUUUGAUGCAAUAGAAAGAUUAUUAUUAUUAUAACUCUUAUUAUCAGAGCUUACCCUACCCCAACUAGGUCCGAAUUCUAACUGUUACAUCAGAAUUGAUGUACCAGUUUUGUAAGUUACAUCAGAAGACGCUUUUUGAAAUUGUUUUAAAGAUUACGUCAUAAAUUGUUUUCGA
Messenger RNA from Hydra vulgaris (swiftwater hydra), 706 nucleotides. The record is from RefSeq and is a predicted model, not a curated record. Lineage: Eukaryota; Metazoa; Cnidaria; Hydrozoa; Anthoathecata; Hydridae.